Messenger RNA from Psammomys obesus (fat sand rat), 682 nucleotides. It is a transcript of the gene Pcbd2, whose product is annotated as pterin-4 alpha-carbinolamine dehydratase 2. The record is from RefSeq and is a predicted model, not a curated record. Gene Ontology annotation, molecular function: 4-alpha-hydroxytetrahydrobiopterin dehydratase activity. Gene Ontology annotation, biological process: tetrahydrobiopterin biosynthetic process. The coding region runs from base 196 to 594 and encodes 132 amino acids. Lineage: Eukaryota; Metazoa; Chordata; Mammalia; Rodentia; Muridae. The transcript is spliced from 4 exons.
CGGAAGCCAAAGCUGCCCGAGCAAGGGCUUCACAGCACCGACCCCGGCGGGCAGGACCCCGCGCACCCCGCCAGAGUCCCGACCCCGCAGGGCUCCCCACCAGCCCCGCGGACGCAGCCGCCCAACCUCGCCAGCCGCUGCGGGGGCCUUCGGCGCAGGCGCCGCGUCAGGCAGCGCGCCGGGCAGCCCGGGGCCAUGGCGGCGGCGGCGGCGGCGGUGGGAGCGCGCGGCGCCGUGCGCUGCUUGGCGGCGCUGCGCGGCCGGGGCGCGAGCGGGGCGGCCAUGUCUUCAGAUGCACAGUGGCUGACCGCAGAAGAGAGGAACCAACUUAUUCCUGGCUUGAAAGCAGCAGGGUGGUCGGAGUUAAGCGAGAGAGAUGCCAUCUACAAAGAGUUCUCCUUCAAAAAUUUUAAUCAGGCUUUCGGCUUUAUGUGCAGGGUGGCCCUGCAAGCGGAGAGGAUGAAUCACCACCCAGAAUGGUUCAACGUGUACAACAAGGUGCAGAUAACGCUCACCUCACAUGACUGUGGAGGCCUGAGCAGGCGUGACGUGAAGCUGGCCCAGUUCAUCGAGAAAGCUGCUGCUCCUCUGUGAUCUCUUUCAGAGUGCGCGCAAAGAUCCAACAGCCGGCUUGCAGUGCUUUUUCAAGGCCAUUUACGUGAAUAAACUAAGUCAAAAAUUA